Messenger RNA from Lepus europaeus (European hare), 6059 nucleotides. RefSeq names its product AT-rich interaction domain 5B (gene ARID5B). Gene Ontology annotation, molecular function: transcription cis-regulatory region binding. Bases 83 to 3652 code for a protein of 1189 amino acids. Gene Ontology annotation, biological process: regulation of transcription by RNA polymerase II. Gene Ontology annotation, cellular component: nucleus. NCBI's taxonomy places the organism in Eukaryota, Metazoa, Chordata, Mammalia, Lagomorpha, Leporidae. The record is from RefSeq and is a predicted model, not a curated record. The transcript has 10 exons.
UUCCCUGCCAGGACCUGAUGCAAUCCAUUCAAGCCAACAAGUUUGGAGAGAAUGUUGAGUUCAAUCAAUUCAGAACGUCGAGAUGGAGCCCAACUCACUCCAGUGGGUCGGCUCACCGUGUGGCUUGCACGGACCUUACAUUUUCUACAAGGCUUUUCAAUUCCACCUUGAAGGCAAACCAAGAAUUUUGUCCCUUGGCGACUUUUUCUUUGUAAGAUGUACGCCAAAGGAUCCGAUUUGCAUAGCGGAGCUCCAGCUGUUGUGGGAAGAGAGGACCAGCCGGCAACUUUUAUCCAGCUCUAAACUUUAUUUCCUCCCAGAAGACACUCCCCAGGGCAGAAAUAGCGACCAUGGCGAGGAUGAAGUCAUUGCUGUUUCCGAAAAAGUGAUUGUGAAACUUGAAGACCUGGUCAAGUGGGUACAUUCUGAUUUCUCCAAGUGGAGAUGUGGCCUCCAAGCUGGGCCAGUGAAAACUGAGGCCUUGGGAAGAAAUGGCCAGAAGGAAGCUCUACUGAAGUACAGGCAGUCAACCCUCAACAGCGGACUCAACUUCAAAGAUGUUCUCAAGGAAAAGGCUGACCUUGGGGAGGACGAGGAAGAAACAAACGUGAUCGUCCUCAGCUACCCUCAGUACUGCCGGUACCGUUCGAUGCUGAAACGCAUCCAGGAUAAGCCAUCGUCCAUUCUAACGGACCAGUUUGCAUUGGCUCUUGGGGGCAUUGCUGUGGUCAGCAGGAACCCUCAGAUCCUGUACUGCCGGGACACGUUUGACCAUCCAACGCUCAUAGAAAACGAGAGUAUAUGUGAUGAGUUUGCGCCAAAUCUUAAAGGCAGACCACGCAAAAAGAAACCAUGCCCGCAACGAAGAGAUUCAUUCAGCGGCGUUAAGGAUUCCAACAAUAAUUCCGAUGGCAAAGCUGUUGCCAAGGUGAAAUGUGAGGCCAGGUCAGCCUUGACCAAGCCGAAGAAUAACCACAACAACUGUAAAAAAGUCUCCAAUGAAGAAAAACCAAAGCUUGCUAUUGGUGAGGAGUGCAGGGCAGAUGAACAGGCCUUCUUGGUGGCACUUUAUAAAUACAUGAAAGAAAGGAAAACACCGAUAGAACGAAUCCCUUAUUUAGGUUUUAAACAGAUUAACCUUUGGACUAUGUUUCAAGCUGCUCAAAAACUGGGAGGAUAUGAAACAAUAACAGCCCGCCGUCAAUGGAAACAUAUUUAUGAUGAAUUAGGCGGUAAUCCUGGGAGCACCAGCGCCGCCACUUGUACCCGCAGACAUUAUGAAAGAUUAAUCCUACCAUAUGAAAGGUUUAUUAAGGGAGAGGAAGAUAAACCCCUGCCUCCAAUUAAACCUCGGAAACAGGAGAACAGUUCACAGGAAAAUGAGAAUAAGACAAAAGUGUCAGGAACCAAACGCAUCAAACACGAAAUGCCUAAGAGCAAGAAAGAGAAAGAGAAUGCCCCGAAGCCCCAGGAUGCAUCAGAGGUUUCUGCGGAGCAAGAGAAAGAGCAUGACACUUUAAACCAGAAAAACGUCACAGACCCUCUCCCAGCCACAGACGUGAAGAAGAAAGUGGACGGGUACCAGGAGGUUGUGGCGAGGCCUCCAGGAUCCAGAGCGGACCCAGAAAAGGACAGUGAGACAGACCAAGGCUCUCACAGCGAGAAGGAGGCCGAGGAGUCAGGAGAGAAGGCGCCUGCACCUCUGCUUCCAGAUGCUCCCCUGGCCCCUGAAAGGGACCCUGCCCCGAAGCUCGGAGCUGGCAAGCAGCCCCUCACUCCUCCCAGCGCCCUGGUAGACUCAAAGCAAGAAUCUAAACCCUGCUGUUUCACAGAGAGCCCUGAAAGUGACCUCCUCGAAGCCUCGUUUCCCAGCUUCCCGCCCACACAGCCCCCAGCGGCAAGCCAGAGUGAGACAGAGGAGGACAAACUCCCAGCCAUGGCAGAUUACAUCGCCAACUGCACCGUGAAGGUGGACCAGCUGGGCAGCGACGACAUCCACAACGCACUCAAGCAGACCCCGAAGGUCCUCGUGGUCCAGUCUUUCGACAUGUUCAAGGACAAAGACCUGACGGGGCCGCUGAAUGAGAACCAUGGACUGAAUUACACGCCCUUGCUGUACUCCAGGGGCAACCCGGGCAUCAUGUCCCCCCUGGCCAAGAAGAAGCUUCUGUCCCAAGUGAGUGGGGCCGGCCUCUCCAGCAGCUACCCCUACGGCUCCCCACCCCCCUUGAUCAGCAAAAAGAAACUCAUAGCCCGGGACGACCUGUGUUCCGGUUUGUCCCAGACCCACCACAGCCAAAGCACUGAGCACACGGCGGUGAGUCGGCCGUCGGUGAUUCAGCACGUGCAGAGUUUCAAGGGCAAGCCCUCGGAGGAGAGGAAGAGCAUCAAUGACAUUUUCAAGCACGACAAGCUGGGGCGAGCCGACGCCCACCGCUGCAGCUUCUCCAAGCAUCAUCACCUUAACUCCCUGGCUGACUCCUACAUCCUGAAGCAAGAAAUGCAGGAAGGCAAGGAUAAACUCUUAGAGAAAAGGGCACUCCCCCACUCGCACAUGCCCAGUUUCCUGGCAGACUUCUACUCGUCCCCGCACCUCCACAGCCUCUACAGACACACUGAGCACCACCUCCACAGCGAGCAGCCGUCCAAGUACCCCUCACGGGACAUGUACAGGGAAUCGGAAAACAACUCGUUUCCUUCCCACAAACACCAAGAGAAGCUCCACGUCAAUUAUCUCGCCUCCCUGCACCUGCAAGAUAAGAAGGUGGUCACAGCGGACGCCCCCACGGAUGAUCAGCCAACGGAUCUGAGCCUUCCCAAGAAUCCGCACAAACCUACCGGCAAGGUGCUGGGUCUGGCCCACUCGGCCCCGGGGCCCCAGGAGAGCAAAGGCAUGCCCCAGUUCCACGUCAUAAGCAGCCAGAGUCGGGACUGUCACCCGAAAGCCUGCCGGGUCUCGCCUAUGACCAUGUCGGCCCCCAAGAAGUACCCCGAGUCGCUUUCGCGGUCCGGGAAGCCUCACCACGUGAGACUGGAGAAUUUCCGAAAGAUGGAAGGCAUGGUUCACCCUAUCCUGCACCGGAAGAUGAGCCCUCAGAACAUAGGCGCGGCACGGCCCAUCAAGCGCAGCCUGGAGGAUCUGGACCUGGUGAUUGCCGGGAAAAAGGCCCGGGCCGUGUCUCCCCUGGACCCGUCCAAGGAGGUCUCUGGGAAGGAGAAGGCCUCUGAGCAGGAGAGCGAAGGCAGCAAGGCAGCGUACGGUGGGCAUUCGGGGGGCGGAUCGGAGGGCCACAAGCUGCCCCUGUCCUCCCCGAUCUUCCCAGGUUUGUAUUCUGGGAGCCUGUGUAACUCGGGCCUCAACUCCAGGCUCCCAGCUGGGUAUUCUCAUUCUCUGCAGUACUUGAAAAACCAGACUGUGCUUUCUCCACUCAUGCAGCCCCUGGCUUUCCACUCGCUUGUGAUGCAAAGAGGAAUUUUUACAUCGCCCACAAAUUCUCAGCAGCUAUACAGACACUUGGCUGCGGCCACGCCGGUAGGAAGUUCGUACGGGGACCUUUUGCACAACAGCAUUUACCCUUUAGCUGCUAUCAACCCUCAAGCUGCCUUCCCGUCUUCCCAGCUGUCGUCCGUACACCCCAGCACAAAACUGUAGGCCCGGCUCUGCUCGGCGUCCCAGGACGGCCCGGCUGCCGGAGCUGCACCCCUUUGCCCUGGGGCGGGCGGCUCAGAGUUAGAAGUCAGUAUUUCUUCUAAUCUGGGGGUACGAUGAGUUCCAGCCACAGAGGCCGAGAUGGGAGGUGCAGAUGCCUGAGUCCUCUGGGACAGCUCUGGCCUCGGCUGGUCAGUCUCGACCCCCCUUUGCUACACGGAUGCCCUGGCACCGCCGGAUCAUUCACUUUGCCUGUGGGUCUUCGGAAGGGGUUUAUGUAUAUCCAGGAUGAACUGAGAGGGCCCGGUCUGAGUUUGGAUGGUCAGGAAACAAUCUGGGCUAAACCAAGGGGGCCGGCUUUUCAAAGGAAGGGGCAAGGAAGCUGGCAGAGCCAUGCCAAGGGAUGCCCCUCACUCUUUUCACAAAACUCUCCAAGGUUCAAUCAAUGCAAUGUAUAGUGAAACUUCAAGAGAUCUUUCAUUUUGACACUAUUCAACAAUCCAGAGAAGUAAACACUGUUAAAUUGACUGUAUAUAUUUGCUUCUUAAAACUACCCGGAUCACUGUUUGCUCACCUAAUUUAUAUACAGGUCGUUCCAUUUUCUCCCGGUUCCUCCUUGUCCUUUUUUUUUUUUAUUUUAAUUAAACAAUACCGCUUUUGUUUGCAGGUCUUUUUGUUUUGUUUUGUUUUGUUUUUGUUUUAAAGGCUGACUGACUGUCCUCGGUGUUGAUGUGUGUUUGUAAUUUUGCCACAUCUUAUCAUUUUGAGCAGCUUUGGGUGGUAAAGUUAUUGUUUACAAAUUGAAGCAACUGAUUCUAGUGGAACAAAUGAAAGAGAAGCAGCCGAGCACACAGUUGUGCAAAGAACGUUCCUUUGCCGACCCGCAACUUACGGAUUUUGUUCCUCAUAAAUGGCAUAGUUGAAAGAGCUUAGACACUGCUUACCCGGCCAAAUGCUUUGCUUUGAAGUAUUGGGUUAUGUGAAAAUAUUGAGCAUUGUACUUACCUUAUCUAGGCUGUGAAACUGCCCUACAUACCAGAGGAAUCAUAAAAACAAAACCUCGCUGGCAGCAAGCUGCUGAAUAACAAGAGUCUAGAGGACAUAUUUGUGGGCUGCACAGAUAUCUUAGGAAUUUCAGAAAUUAGAACAGGAGCCAAACUGAUUGACAUUGGUGUUGGCCCUGAUCCCUUUAAAUGGCCUGGGAAAGGGGGCUGGGAAGAGGGUACAGCUCGGCUGUCCAGCAAAGAAGGAGCGGCUGAGGGCCUGGCAGCUUUGGAGCUUUGCUGGGUGGCAGUCUGUUGAGUCCUGUGUAGCCACAGUGUCUCCAUCAACUUGAUUUCUUGUCAUUCCCAAGAAGAAUCUCCCAGGCCGCUUCUUUGGGGAUAACUGGCAUACUAGGUUAUCCGUUUCAAAAGGAAGUCGUCCUCUUUGGGAUUAUGAGCCUGAGCGGUGUGUGUGUCCACGCACACGGGGUGGUUUGGCUCAUGUGUUUAAUCACCUGAAAAUAUCGUCCGCAUUAUGAUUUCUUUUAUUGUUAGAAAUCAGUGGUCAGGCUGUUGAAGCAGCUGGAAUGUGUGGAGAAUGUCUACGGUCGUUCUUCCACUCUAUACCAUUUGCUGCCAAGGUGUAGUAUCAAAGUGGAUGCAUUUUCUAGGUGUCUCAAAAAUCGAUCAACACAGAGAGUGGAUUUUGUUCCCAAGUCCCAUCCCUGCUGAAGGUUGCUUUGAUGAACUCCCCGGCCCACCGUUCCCAUCCCCCAACACUACUAGUAGGCUUUAGGACCAUAGUUAACCAAGUCUUUUACCUCUGAGAUAUUUAAUUCUACAAAAACUGAUGACAAUUUUCAACUUCUAAAUAGGUAACUCACUGCAAAGUACUCUAAACUGGUAACAAUGAAACUGCGGCUCUUACACAAAGCCAUGCAUGUCGUGCAUUUGUAUUGAAAUGUCUCCAUGAUAUGAAGCCAAAUAUUCCAUGUAACAUAUUUAAUAUCCAAAGUUGGAAACAAAAGAAUGUAGAGAUCCAGUGUUAAGAGUUCCAUUUGCUUCAAUUAAUUAUUUACCUUCCUGUGGAAUAAUAUAUAUAUAUAUAUAUAUUUAAUAGAACCAUAGAUAGACUAGUAGAAUUUAGAUUAUAAAUGUGUGAGUGCAGAUUAUCCUGCUAUUGCACAAGAUAGAGGGGGUGGAAAAAAAAUCUCAAUUCCAGCAGGCAAAAUGCUGGCCAGGACACACAGAAGAAAGUUGCACUAGAUUGAAUGGUCAUAGAACCAGAGGACAUGGACAGAAAACAAAACUCCUAUGCUUCUGCAGCAGACAUGGGCUAGAUGGUACUACAUGGUUUCUAUGAGUUUGUUUCUCAAAAAAAAAAAAAAAAAAAAAAUAGGGGUGUCUGUUCCCCAGUGGAGCUCACC